AUGUCGUUGCUAAGAUAUCGUACAAUUGUAUCACCAGCUCUCGGUAAUGUUCUGCUACGUUGCUAUGCCUCUGCACCCGCUUCAUUCUCGCAACUACCAACCGGUGCCGGAAAGACACCACCGACCCUCGAAGAAUUUGAUCCUUUGAAUCCAGGCGAAUGGCAACUUGGAGCAGCUGGCAAAAUAUUACCGCGUCUUCCCGAGGGAACGAAAUGCGGUAAGCUGGUGAUGGGUAAAUAUGGAUUGUAUGAUCCAAGAUUACGAAAACAAGUGGAACUCUAUUCACAAGCCUUGCUGGAUGGUGCGAAGAGUGAAGAGGCACGUCCCUUUGACAAACGCUUAACGAUGAUCGGAAAGGCAAUCGCGUUCACAUCGUUCCUGAUCGGUCUUUGGAAUUUGUUCGUUCUCUUCAAUGGAAAACUCAUCUGGCCAUAUACCAAUUAUAAGGCACCUGGACAGUCCUGA
Molecule: messenger RNA, 465 nt
Organism: Anisakis simplex (herring worm)
Lineage: Eukaryota; Metazoa; Nematoda; Chromadorea; Rhabditida; Anisakidae
Source: the annotation of a GenBank genome assembly